AUGGCGAUAAAGAAAUCCCGCGAGAUCGUCAUCGUGGGCGCAGGAUGCUACGGGGUGUCGACUGCGUACCAUCUGCUUCUAAGAGGCUUCGCUAAGAUCACCGUUUUGGAUCGAUCUGACGUCUUGCCUGCACCUCACGCUGCAAGCACCGAUUUAAACAAGAUCGUUCGAAGCGCAUAUCCAGAUGUUUUCUACGCGCGUUUCGCUCGGGAAGCCAUCGAAGCAUGGAAAGACGAGAAAGAAUGGGGAGACACUUAUCACGAAUGUGGCGUGUUCACCAUGAUGUCGGGAGGAGAUUCGUAUGCGGAUCAAGCAUACCAGAGCGAGCUGGCGCUGGGCGGUCGCAUCGAUUUACUGAAGAGCGAGGAAGCCAUCCGAGGAAUCUUCCCUCCUGGUGUAAAGUUGGGUGCCCUAAAUAACAAAAUCGGCUACAUUAAUCGCGACGGAGGAUGGGCCAACGCAGCGCAAGGCGUCUCCAUCUUGAUGAAGAAGGCAAUAGCCUUGGGUGCCAAAGUCGUAUCGGGAAAGGCCGUCUGCAAGCUCCUGAAAACGGAUGGAAAAACGACGGGUGUCGAAUGCGCUGACGGCUCUGUAUACAGCGCCGAUUUAGUAAUAUUGUGCGCAGGCUCCUGGACCGCGUCCAGCUUCCCCACUCUCGAACUUGGACAGAAGUGUCUAGCAACUGCGCAGAGCAUUGCGACCAUCCAACUGACUCCCGAAGACGGAAAUGCCUACCGCAAUAUGCCCAUCUACCUGGACUUUAACAAUGGCUUCUACAUAUUCCCGCCCAACCACGAGAACAUCAUGAAAAUUGCCGUUGAAUCGGCAGGCUACACUUCGACGCUGCCAACGUCGCUUUCUGGGGUUUCGAUAUCCACCCCGCAAUUCGUGCAACCCGAGGACGGCCAAGGAUCGCGCAUCCCAAAGAAAGAGCUCCAGGAAAUCCGUACGCAACUUGCGAAGGUGUUCCCCGAGCUGGCGAAGAAACCUUUCAGCAGCACGCGGCUGUGUUGGUAUACGGACUCACCUGACGACGACUGGAUCAUCGGGUUCCACCCGUCAGAUUCAGGUGUGGUGCUAGCCACCGCCGGAAGCGGUCAUGCUUACAAGUUCCUCCCGAAUAUCGGUGGUCUUGUAGCAGAUGCUAUCGAGGGCGUCUUGGACCCGGCACUGGUGAAGAAGUUCGCAGUCGACCGCCAAGAGAAUGCCGAUGUCGUGUUCCGACGAGGCAGAACCGUGUCGGAACUCGAUUUUGGGACGCUGUGUACGUCAGAAGAUCUCUUGCCCGCUUCAUCGUAG
Molecule: messenger RNA, 1299 nt
Organism: Sparassis crispa
Lineage: Eukaryota; Fungi; Basidiomycota; Agaricomycetes; Polyporales; Sparassidaceae
Product: L-pipecolate oxidase
Exons: 7
Coding region: 1-1299 (432 amino acids)
Molecular function (GO): flavin adenine dinucleotide binding; sarcosine oxidase activity; proline dehydrogenase activity
Source: RefSeq, a predicted model, not a curated record